This is a messenger RNA of Etheostoma spectabile (orangethroat darter), 1082 nucleotides long. Its product is annotated as olfactory receptor 11A1-like. The record is from RefSeq and is a predicted model, not a curated record. Gene Ontology annotation, biological process: detection of chemical stimulus involved in sensory perception of smell; G protein-coupled receptor signaling pathway. Gene Ontology annotation, molecular function: G protein-coupled receptor activity; olfactory receptor activity; odorant binding. The transcript is spliced from 2 exons. The coding region runs from base 30 to 1082 and encodes 350 amino acids. Gene Ontology annotation, cellular component: membrane. NCBI's taxonomy places the organism in Eukaryota, Metazoa, Chordata, Actinopteri, Perciformes, Percidae.
UUAAUACUGGAAAAUGACUUAAUUUACAAAUGAUUAAUGCAUCAUUUAUGAAUUAUUACAAAAAUCAACUUAUAAAAGUUUCACAUGGGGUAACAUAUUAUGGAUAUGUAAACCACAUGUUUACAUAUCUGGAAAUGAAUGUCACAAUAAUCAUGAUCAACUCUACACAGGUUUCAUAUUUUACACUUGUUGCCUACUUUGACACCGGGCUGUUUAAAUACCUGUUUUUCCUGAUUGUUAUGUCUCUAUAUGCUUUUAUAAUCUGUGCCAAUGUGCUGCUGGUUGUGGUUAUCUGUGUGAACAGGAGCUUACAUGAACCUAUGUACCUUUUUCUGGUCAGCCUGUUUGUAAAUGAACUGUAUGGUAGUACAGGGUUGUUUCCAUUCCUUCUGGUUCAGAUCCUCUCGGACAUUCACACUGUUUCUGCUCCCUUCUGCUUCCUGCAGAUUUUCUGUGUGUAUACCUAUGGAAAUGUAGAGUUUUCUAAUUUAGCCGCCAUGUCUUAUGACAGAUAUCUUGCCAUCUGUUAUCCUCUGCAGUAUCACACUCGUAUGCCAUCUAACAAGGUUGCCGUGCUUAUCGCGUCCAUCUGGUUAUUUGGUGUAAUUAACAUUGUUGUCUUGAUGUCUCUGAGUGUCUCCUUACAGCUGUGUGGGAACACAAUUCAUAAAGUGUACUGUGACAACUACUCAAUCGUUAAACUGGCAUGCUUCGACACAACCAUCAAUAACAUAUAUGGACUUGUGUAUAUAUUUACUGUUUUAUUUGGUCUUAUAAUUCUCAUCCUCUACUUCUACAUGAGGAUCCUUAAAGUGUGUUUUUCUGGCUCCAGACAGACCAGACAGAAAGCUGUCAGCACCUGCACACCUCAGCUUUGUUCCCUGCUGAAUUUUACUCUCGGGUCUUUCUUUGAAAUGGUGCAAGGCAGAUUUAAUAUGAGCAGUGUGCCCAUGAUAUUACGCAUUAUUCUGUCAUUGUACUGGCUGACGAGCCAGCCGCUCUUCAACCCUGUGAUGUACGGACUGAAAAUGUCCAAAAUCCGUAACAUAUGUAGAAGUCUGGCUUUUGGUAAAAUGAUGUAG